Messenger RNA from Sitodiplosis mosellana (orange wheat blossom midge), 1026 nucleotides. RefSeq names its product translin (gene trsn). Gene Ontology annotation, cellular component: cytoplasm; nucleus. The record is from RefSeq and is a predicted model, not a curated record. Lineage: Eukaryota; Metazoa; Arthropoda; Insecta; Diptera; Cecidomyiidae. Bases 105 to 803 code for a protein of 232 amino acids. Gene Ontology annotation, biological process: RNA metabolic process. Gene Ontology annotation, molecular function: sequence-specific DNA binding; single-stranded DNA binding; RNA binding. The transcript has 5 exons.
ACACAUCUGACGUUUGUUAUUAUACUGUUUUGGAUCGACUUCAAACAACAAAUACAGAAUACCUGUGGUCAUCUUGAAAUACGAACAAUUUUAAUUGCAAGAAAAUGGCUCGUGUACCGAAAGAACUUUUCACACAAUUCCAAGAUCAAUUGAACAACGAACAAGAAGUGCGAGAUGAAAUUCGGGCAAUUAUGAAGGAAAUAGAUGUAGCUGUGCGUGACGCAACGCUGUCUUUGCAAGUGAUUCACACAAGUUUGACCGAAGUGUCUGGUGGAUGCUUGAAGGCACGCGAACAAUUCGAAGUUUGCUGUAAUUUGUACGAAAAAUUGGCAAAAUUGGUUCCAAGCGGUCAAUACUAUCGCUAUAACGAUCAUUGGUCGUGGACCACACAACGACUCGUCUUUUUGAUUGCCUUGACAAUUUUCCUUGAAAAAGGAUUUUUGGUUGAACGCGAUACUGCUGCUGAGAUACUCGGUUUGAAAACAAAGCAACGCGAUGGUUUCCAUUUGGAUAUCGAAGACUAUCUCAUGGGUGUAUUGCAGUUGGCUUCCGAACUGUCACGAUUUGCAACAAAUGCAGUGACACUUGGCGACUACGAGCGUCCGCUACAAAUUUCCCGUUUCUUGGCUGAUCUAAGUGCCGGAUUCCGUUUGUUGAAUUUGAAGAACGAUGGUCUUCGCAAGCGUUUCGAUGGAUUGAAAUACGACGUAAAGAAGAUCGAAGAAAUUGUCUACGACAUCAGCAUUCGUCGCCUUCGGCCAACAGAAGCCGAUCAGGCAAAUACCGCACAACCAGCCGAAUAAGAAAAUUCUUAUUUUCCAAAUUAAUAUUUGGUUAAACAUACUGUCGUACACGCAUUUCAACUGGAUAAUGUGAUUCGAUUACAAAUUAAGCUAACAAUUCAGAACAAUUUCAUUUAAUCGGAUUAACCAUACAAUUUUAUAACAUUUAUUCCAAUAUACAAGUUAUUGUAUUUGCUAUAUUCAUAAAAUAUAUUUUCACAUAGAAUUACAUUCUUCCCAAGGA